Molecule: messenger RNA, 1030 nt
Organism: Lactuca sativa (garden lettuce)
Lineage: Eukaryota; Viridiplantae; Streptophyta; Magnoliopsida; Asterales; Asteraceae
Source: RefSeq, a predicted model, not a curated record
UCUCCUAUGCAUUACACACACCAUAUCCUCCUCCUCCUCCUCCUCCUCCCACUUUCUCUCUCUCUGGGUCUCUCUAUCAAACACACACACUUGAGUGUGUUUGUGUGUGAAAAAUGGGAAGAGCACCCUGUUGUGCAAAGGUGGGUUUACACAGAGGAGCAUGGUCUGAUGAAGAAGAUAAGCUCCUCACACAGCACAUUCACACCCAUGGUGAAGGUCAAUGGCGUUCGUUGCCUUCUAAAGCUGGAUUACUUAGAUGUGGAAAGAGUUGCAGGCUGAGAUGGAUGAAUUACCUCCGGCCAGGUAUCAAGAGAGGAAACUUCACCGACGAUGAGAAUGACAUCAUCGUCCGGCUCCAUUCUGUCCAUGGCAACCGGUGGUCUUUCAUAGCCACGGAACUUCCAGGUCGAACUGACAAUGAGAUUAAAAACCACUGGAACUCGCAUCUUAAACGGAAAUUGCGCGGCGGCGACGUUGACGGAGACGAGAACCAGGAGGACUUUUCCAAUAACAACAAAAAGCCGAAGAAAAAGCGAAAGACGAAUCAGAAGUCAACGAAAUCCAAAAUCACAGAGAAACCUAAAGAAAUCAUUUCUCAUCCUGCUGCUUCGUCGUCUUCGUCAUCUCAAUCCGCAUCGUUGACUUUGAGAAAGAAUCACAGUUUCGAUAGCGUAGUGAUGAGCGGUGGUGCAUCAUCGAGCUCCACAACCACAAGUGACCAAGGAGAAACCGAUUUACUUGCGACAGACUUCUCAUGGCCAAACUGGACGCCAUUGUUUGAGAUGGAAGUUGCAGCAACCAUGGACGCUCACCAUGAUCAUCAUCAGGAUUUACCAAUGGAUGCCUGUGAUUUACUCAUAUCCAAUGACGACGAGACCCAAAUGCUAGAAAAGCUCUACUGUGAGUACCUGAAUCUGCUCGAAGAUGGAGACGAUUGUGUGUAAUCAUUUACUAUAAUGUUUAAUUAAUUCGUGUGUCAUCUAACUUUCAUCAGUGAAAACUCCAAAUAAAAACUGUCAUGUCCUCUCAA